AUAUACACUCAUCAUCAUUAGGUUUUCAGUUACUCGCUCAUCGCGUUUUAAGAGUUGAUAGCUCCCGCGUUCUUUCUUCACCAAAGGGAUUUUGAGAAAUCAUGGAAAUGGAAUUGAACAAACUCUCAGACUUACUUCAAAAAAUGGAACAUCAUCCUUCGUCUUCGUCUUCGUCUUCUGCUGCUCCUACCACCCCCUUGGAAAUAGUCAGCAGAUUUCGUCUUCGUCUAUUGAGUCUUCGUGCUCGAAGGUCACCACCACCUGACGUACAUCAAAAAAUGCAACAUCCUCCUUCGUCCUCUGCUGCUCUGAAACCCCGCAGAAGAAGAAGCUCAGUUCUUCAAUCAAGUGAUUUUAAUGAGAUCAAAGAUCCUACCAAAAAGGAUAGGAUAACCAAAUGUGCCACUUUGGCAAUACGGGAUUAUAAUUCACAAACUCAGAACCACUACCAAUUGGUCGUUGUUGAUACGUUUACUUCGCGAUAUGUUAACGGUUUCCUUUACGGUAUCACCUUUCAAGCCAGCAAUGCUGACGUGGAAUAUGCAACUUUCGAAGCCCGGGUGUUUGGAUUUGGAAAAAGAGAGUUGGAUUUAAAAAAGGUUAUUAUAAUCAGGAUGGAAGGGACCAGUACUUGGUACAAUGGCACUCUCAUGCAGCUGGAGGAUGAUGCUCCAAUUGUGAUGGACGUGAAAGAUCAUAAGAGAAAUGUUUAUGGCCUUAUUAAAUCUGCUCAACAGCUCAGGAUGCCAGAUGUUGGAUCUGUCAUGAUAAAACAAGAUGAAGGCGAGGAAACUGCUGAAGCAUUGCCUGAGUAAAGAUAUUUGGGGGGAAGUGGUGAAAUCAAUUAAGAGGUUGUCUUGGUUAAGAAAUGGAGUCUUUUUGUUUGUGUUAUAAGUUGUAUGUUAACUUUCUAGAUUGUAUUUUGAGAUAACCUUUCUGGCUCUUUAAAAACUCGAGCGACUCAUUCCCUUACACAACAUUGAAAUGAAUGACAUCUUUGAAUAUGGUUGCUCUUC
This is a messenger RNA of Medicago truncatula (barrel medic), 1016 nucleotides long. RefSeq lists its product as uncharacterized. The transcript is spliced from 6 exons. The record is from RefSeq and is a predicted model, not a curated record. Gene Ontology annotation, molecular function: cysteine-type endopeptidase inhibitor activity. The coding region runs from base 102 to 815 and encodes 237 amino acids. Lineage: Eukaryota; Viridiplantae; Streptophyta; Magnoliopsida; Fabales; Fabaceae.